ACGUCCCCACCCCACAUGUGCCCCCAGGUGUGGUCCCACUACGAGGAGACCCCGGUGGAGGAGGUGGUGCCGGUGCUGGAGGAGAAGGAGCGCACGGCCAACUACAAACCCGUGUUCGUCACCGAGAUCACCGACGACCUCCACUUCUACGUGCAGGACGUGGAGACGGGUGCCCAGCUGGAGAAGCUGAUGGAGAACAUGCGGGCCGAGGUGGGCGCCCACCCGCCCGUGGAGGGGUCGUACUCCCCGCGCCGAGGGGACUUCUGCAUCGCCAAGUUCGUCGAUGGGGAAUGGUACCGGGCCCGGGUGGAGAAGGUGGAGUCGGGCGGCAAAGUUCACAUCUUCUACAUUGACUACGGCAACGUGA
This is a messenger RNA of Corapipo altera (White-ruffed manakin), 367 nucleotides long. Its product is annotated as staphylococcal nuclease domain-containing protein 1-like. Lineage: Eukaryota; Metazoa; Chordata; Aves; Passeriformes; Pipridae. The record is from RefSeq and is a predicted model, not a curated record. The annotation marks the transcript as partial. The transcript has 3 exons. Gene Ontology annotation, biological process: spermatogenesis.